Nyctereutes procyonoides (raccoon dog) is the source of this 651-nucleotide messenger RNA. RefSeq names its product submaxillary gland androgen regulated protein 3A (gene SMR3A). Lineage: Eukaryota; Metazoa; Chordata; Mammalia; Carnivora; Canidae. Bases 1 to 651 code for a protein of 216 amino acids. The transcript is spliced from 2 exons. The record is from RefSeq and is a predicted model, not a curated record.
AUGAAACCACUAUGCCUGAUCAUGGGCCUUUUGGCUCUUGCAACAUGUUUCUUGCCCACUGAGAGUCACAGUGGUCCCAGGAGACAAUAUCCUUCUAGGCCACUGCCGCCUCCUCCUCCUUUUGGUCUAGGAUUUGUUCCACCCCCUCCUCCACCUUAUGGCCCUGGAAGAAUUCCACCCCCUCCUCCACCUUAUGGCCCUGGAAGAAUUCCACCCCCUCCUCCACCUUAUGGCCCUGGAAGAAUUCCACCUCCUCUUCCACCCUAUGGCCCCGGAAGAAUUCCACCUCCUCCUCCACCUUAUGGCCCAGGUUAUUCAUAUCUACCUUUCCAACCAAGGCCUUAUCUGCCUGGAUCUCCAUUCAUCCCACAUAUUCCCUUUAUUCCUGUACCCCAAAUACAAACUACAACAGGCUCCAUUACAACCACAACAGAUGCCACUACCACCCAAACAGACUCCACCAUCCCCACAACUACUGCUUCGACUGCCCAGAAGACAACCACUGCUUCGACUGCCCAGAAGACAACCACUGCUUCGACUGCCCAAAAGACAACCACUGCUUCGACUGCCCAGAAGACAACCAUCACUUCAACUGCCCAAAAGACAAGUCAGCAGAACUUUUUAGAUAAACUUAUUUCAUUUUUUGGAUGA